Molecule: messenger RNA, 1097 nt
Organism: Pristis pectinata (smalltooth sawfish)
Lineage: Eukaryota; Metazoa; Chordata; Chondrichthyes; Rhinopristiformes; Pristidae
Gene: tmco1
Product: transmembrane and coiled-coil domains 1
Exons: 7
Coding region: 100-666 (188 amino acids)
Biological process (GO): endoplasmic reticulum calcium ion homeostasis
Cellular component (GO): endoplasmic reticulum membrane; cytoplasm; endoplasmic reticulum
Molecular function (GO): calcium channel activity
Source: RefSeq, a predicted model, not a curated record
CUGCGGCGCUUGCUGGUUGCCGGAGUUUCUCCGACUGGACCCGGGAUUUUUCUCGGCCCCGAUUUACCAUCCGAGCCCCGUCACCGUCCCGCAGCCGCCAUGAGUACUAUGUGCGCCGACACCAUCCUGAUCGUCUUCAUCUCGGUCUGCACCGCACUCCUGGCCGAGGGUAUCACAUGGGUACUGGUGUACAGAACUGACAAAUACAAACGUCUAAAGGCUGAAGUGGAAAAACAGAGCAAGAAAUUAGAAAAGAAGAAAGAAUCUAUUACAGAAUCUGCGGGGAGGCAACAAAAGAAAAAAAUAGAAAGACAAGAAGAAAAACUGAAAAAUAAUAAUCGGGAUCUUUCCAUGGUGCGAAUGAAGUCUAUGUUUGCUAUUGGAUUCUGUUUCACUGCUUUGAUGGGCAUGUUUAAUUCCAUAUUUGAUGGCCGAGUAGUUGCAAAGCUGCCAUUUGUCCCUUUGUCAUACAUCCAAGGACUGUCCCAUCGCAACCUCCUUGGGGAAGAUUACACUGACUGUUCUUUCAUUUUCUUGUACAUUUUAUGUACAAUGUCAAUUCGACAGAAUAUUCAGAAACUACUGGGUCUGGCUCCUUCCCGUGCAGCAACCAAACAGGCUGGAGGAUUCCUGGGACCGCCACCUCAGACAAGCAAAUUCUCAUGAUGGAACUGUAAAAUAGUAUUGAACAUCAAAUAUCAGUCUGCUAAAAGUGGUGGUGUAGUUUAGACUCUUGAUAGCUAAAGAGGCAAUUUGAACUCCUCCUCUUUCUACCAAUGUGAAAUAUCUCUUGAAUGCCAAGGUAUUGAAAGGCUGUUGUGUAAAGUUUAGAUGUUAUAUGAUGGUUUUGGAAACAUCAAAAGGCACAUACAUUGAUUUGCUGUCUAAAAGCUGUUCACAUUGUUAAACAGACGAUGCUGAAGCAAAGAAAAAGCAAAAGUUCCAAAGCAUAAGGGUUAUUCCUAAUUUUCACAGUGGAUUUAGUAAAAUGUACACCUUCAACAAAACCAUGUUUUAUCUGAUAUAUUUUUUGAUGUGUGGACCUAUGAAAUGGAAGAUUAAUUUGUGUCAGGAAUGAAUAAAAGUAAUAACUUUAA